This is a messenger RNA of Xyrauchen texanus (razorback sucker), 2102 nucleotides long. RefSeq names its product layilin b (gene laynb). The record is from RefSeq and is a predicted model, not a curated record. Gene Ontology annotation, molecular function: hyaluronic acid binding. The coding region runs from base 226 to 1326 and encodes 366 amino acids. The transcript is spliced from 7 exons. NCBI's taxonomy places the organism in Eukaryota, Metazoa, Chordata, Actinopteri, Cypriniformes, Catostomidae.
CAUCAGCCGAAGAAAAGACAUGAGGCUAUAACUGUUUCUGCUAGCAGGCAGGCGCAUUCAGUCGGAUACUUUCUUGAGUCGUCUGAAACUUCAGAAUCAAAACUCUGCAUGCAUUUAUUUCGUCUGGCAACAGGACGUUUUGCCAUGAUCUAGAAUCAGUCCAGCUGAAAUCUGGACGCGUCGAUCGUGAAGUGGCAAUCGCACGCCCUUUGAAACUAUGUAGAGAUGGAGUACAUGAAACUGAUUGGAAUUGUUUUGGCAGUUUGUUUACAUCCCAGCUGCGCAUCGAAAGCGAUCAGUGAUCAGAGGAUAUGCCGGAGAGGGACAGAAAAGCCCUGCUAUAAGAUCACAAGCUUCCAGGACAGCAGGCUCAGAGCAAGCUUUGAGGCAGCCAAACAGAAGUGCAGGGACGACGAUGGAGAGCUGCUCAGCAUUGAGACCGAGAAUGAGCAGCGUCUGGUAGAGAGGUUUGUUCAGGAGUUCAGGGCCACAGAUGGAGACUUCUGGAUAGGUCUACGAAGGAACCCACAGUACAAAGACUCGGUUGCAGAUUGUCCAUCACAGUUUUACUGGCUGGAUUACAGUCAGGCCACAUUCAGGAACUGGCUGGUGACUGAGCCCUCGUGCGGUCAUGAUCAAUGUGUGGCUUUGCUCUACCGACCCUCCUCUUCUGCUGGCCAGAGGGAGCACAAUCUGUUCAAGUGGACUGACAAUAACUGCAAUACCAAGAAUAAUUUCAUCUGCAAGUACUCAGAAGAGAAGCAUCCUGUUCCCACUCCAGAAGGAAAUUUCACAUCACACACAGGUCUUGAUCACUUGACUUUGGUUCCAAAGCACCCACCCAAUACAUUGGACAAUGACAGGAUGAAAACAGAUCUCUCAGAGUCAUCAGCCUUUCUGUCAGUUUCUCUUUCAGAUGACACAAUUAAUAUUUACUACAUCCUCCUUGCUACUUUACCUGUAAUGCUGCUAUUGAUAUCGGUGGUGUCAGGGGUGUUCUGUUUCAGAGUCAAGUCUAGGAGGAGAAAAGAACAGAAUGAAAUCUACGCCGUUCCAGGGCAGUGGCUGCGUACAGCAUCUCCAAAAAGUCUAAAUGAUUAUGAACGCGAUAAAUUCAAGCAGCCAGGAGCUCAUCUGGAGUACAUGAGCUCAGAAAUAGAUACAACAUUUAGUGUUACUUCCACCAACAGUCAAUUUGAGGACUAUGAGAAUGUUCAGAGCAGAAUUACACAGUGUGGUUUUGUCACUAAUGACAUUUAUGAGACCUGUCGGAACCCCUCAGCACUAGAGGCCGGAUGGGUGGACAAUGACAUCUAUGGAUACUAAAACACACUAUAGUAUAUACUGACUGGCAAGUGACCUCUCUACUAGUGUGGCUGGCUCUCCCACUAUGUUUGAUCUCCCAGUCUGUAUGCCCACUCUUUGAUGUGCACUAUGUGUGACAUGGUGUGAAGGACGGUAAAGGCCUGUGAGGCCCUGGGUUAACACAAGGGUGUACAGUGAAACUCGGAUUUCCAUAACUGACUAUACAAAGAAGCAUAAAGGUGUAAAUCGGCUUGUGGUAGUUUCCUCUGUGAAAGCUGGCAUCCUGGAACAGGAGCUACAAUUUGGAAAUUCACAAAACAGUGUCCUGACAUUUCAGCCCAUCUCAACAACAUCCUUCUAUAUCUCUGAGAAUGCCCUCUCCAAAGGAUACCUGCUUAUGUCCCCUUUUUUUAUUUAGAUGAAAGCUAUAUACUUGCUGUUUUUAGCUGGGCAACAGCCAAGCACUGACUAUUUGGGUGUUGUUGAUAUAGUCUGGGCUUCCUAAAAUUCUGUCAAGAUCCCUUUUUUUUUUUUUUUUAUCCAUUGUGUAAAAAAAUACAAUAACAAAGCAUAGUAGCAUAAUAAUUUGAGUGUACAGAACUGUAUUGUAGCAUAUUAAAAAUAAUGAUAUGUUUGAUAUAUUGUUAUGUUUGUCUUUGAUAUGAAAUGUCUUGUUCUUUAACAAUGUUAAAGUGAAGCUGCAAUGAACAUGUUUUAGUUUUGUGUUUCAUCUUUAUAACAUUAACAUGGAAUUUUAUUUGAUUGUAAUUUGCUUGUUAUAAUGAAUAAACAUUUUG